Molecule: messenger RNA, 6638 nt
Organism: Lineus longissimus
Lineage: Eukaryota; Metazoa; Nemertea; Pilidiophora; Heteronemertea; Lineidae
Product: echinoderm microtubule-associated protein-like 2
Exons: 20
Coding region: 925-4689 (1254 amino acids)
Biological process (GO): intracellular signal transduction; microtubule cytoskeleton organization
Cellular component (GO): mitotic spindle
Molecular function (GO): microtubule binding
Source: RefSeq, a predicted model, not a curated record
UCGGCCUAUUCGUUUGGCAACACUUGACAACUGGACAAUGAUGAACGUGCCCCCUUUGGCGAAAGGCCUUUCAAGCUGUUUGAAGAUGAAUUAGGCAAUUAUGUGCAUUUCAAUUUGACAUCGAUUAGGAUAUUUUGCAUUGUAUCGAAGUUGUCGUUCUUUGUGCUAUGUCGGGUAUGAAUUUGAUAUGAGAUAGGCUUGGUGUAUAUACAUGUGGGGCGAAGAAAGUGCGUGCAGAAGGAGUGGAAGGAAUGUGUGUUCUUGAACUGUUCAAAAGUGGUGACAUGUUGGAAAACCGGAAUGACGUCACUCAGCAGCAUCGAUGAUCAAUCUUCGGUCAUCUAAAGGACAUUUCAUUCUUAGGAAAACAUACCGAUGCACGGGCAUGAUUUGUCUAUCAGCAUUAACCAGGCAUGUCAUACUGAAAUCAAUCAUUGGUGAUAAUGGAUUUUAGAAGUUAAUCGGUGAUCAAUGUGAAAUAUCCUGUUACUAUGGGAGAUAGCAGGCCACAUCAACAUCAUUUGACUGGUGGACGUGUUUGGUCGAGAUCGGGUCACUCUGAUUUACUAGCCUCAAGUCUCUCAAGAAUAUGGAGAAAAUGUGGUAAAUCACAAUUCCGCUCUUGUGUUAAACGGAUCCAAUUUCCUUCGAUCGAUUGUACUAAUUGGAAGGUUUUGUAAUGUUCCAGUAUCUAAGAGUUUUUCUCAUUCUGGGAAUGGAUGACUGGCUUUAUCAGUUGAGAAGGAAGCGACUUCAUGUAGGUACCCUUUUGUCUGUGGAACCACGUCAGCAUGGCAGUGUUCAUUGUCAGUUAGGAAUUGACUUUUAGACAAGGUGUCACAGAGUAUUUGUGAACAUGUGGAGAGGCAUCAAUGGAUACGCUAAAAAUGAGAAACUGACUCAGAAAGAUUGACUAAGCUUAACAUGACCACCACUGAAUAUGUGCUAAGGUUGAGCCCCGACAGACGCGGUGGGGAGAGAUACACCAUCCAUAGCAGGCGGGUCCCAAUCGGCCCCGAUGAUCCCUACUAUGACAUCUACGACAAGUAUCGGUACAAGGGCCCCGGCAACGAAAAGAUCCUUGGGAAGAUCCCAAGAUACGACGACCCGAACGACCAACUUUCCCAAGCAAGCUACGCCGAGAUUGACAGUACCAUGCCCUCCCGCAUAGGAUACAACCGACCCAACGGCAACGAAUAUUACGACGACGAAGAAGACAUGUAUCGGCACGACCACGGCCCCUUGGACGCCAAGGGGAAGCUAGUGAGCUUCUUUAGGAAUGGGGACCCACACUUCAAGGGUCUCAAGACCAGUAUCAGUCAGAAACAGUUCUCGACUUUUGAGACUUUAUUGAUGUGGUUGAACGAGAAAGUGCCCACCACGACUGGGGUGCGGUAUCUUUUCGUUCACCCUGAAGGGUACGAGGUCAAGGACAUAAACGAGAUCGAGGGUGGGAAAUCGUAUGUGGUUUCCGGAGUCAAAAAGCUCAAUACUAGUGUAGUGUACGGAAACUCUAAAGAAAACUUCUGGCAUAAUAAUAAGAUGUCCGCGGGUAAGUUAAGGAGAGCGGAUAGGCAGCUUCUCCGUGAAGGGCCAGGCGGUCCGUAUUCACACGAUAAGAACUAUACGGGGGCGUCCCCCGGGCAGCAGAGACCUAGGAUUUUCACGGUUAUUAGUAACACUCAUAGAGAUAGUAAGGAGAAAGUUAUCCUGAAUCCUCAGACUGCUCAAACCUUCGAGGAUCUUCUCCGCCAGGAUUUUACCAAUAUGCUGAAGCUGGCCACUCCACCAGUGCAGACGCUUUAUACGGCAAGGGAACCGUUCAAACGAGUCGAAAGUUACUCGCAACUCUUCAGAGAAUUCAAAAACCACGAUGCCUUUAUCGCCUGCGGAAUGGAGUUGAAGCCGUACGAACUUAAAAACAGGGCAGCUCCUGGGGUACGGAACGACCCAUCUGAAGAGAGAGAUAAAGAUAAUAGAGAAAUUAGAGACCGGACAAGGAAUGAGAGAGAGGCGUAUGAUACGGGUACUGAUCGGAGUCGUAGGAAUGAGCGAGACUCGUACGAUCGGAGUCGCAAGGCCAAUCGGAACGACCUUCUUGUCGACGAAGAUUACGACCAACAAGAACGGACACCCCGUAACCACACGAGCUACCAGAAUUACAGCCCGCCCCCGAACAGAGGUCGUCCCUGCCGUGACGACCCCAGGGAGGUCCGUAGUGACAUCAGGGAUAACCGGCCGCCGCCCUACAGGGAGGUAAACGAUAGGGAUAGGUAUGAACCGGCCAGACACCAGCGCAAUCGUACCCCUUACAAGAACAGGGGACAAAGAUACCGGGAGGAAAACGACAGUGGCGACGAAUACCCGCAGCAUACUACCCCACCCCGCUCACGGGAGCCAUACCACUCACGUGACCCACCCCGGCCACGAGAAUCAUACCAUUCACGUGACACAUACACUUACAGAGAGCCAGAGCAGACCCGCAACGGACCAAGGGAGAACCCGCGGUACGCCGCCUACAAUGAUGACCAAUACUCGCCGCCACGUGGUGGAGGAUACACCCAGAACUCCCGCACGCAUCUGCCGUAUAUUGACAAGCAGAGAUAUAAAGGAGAUGAACUCAAUCGAAUCCCGAAUGGAGUUGGGCCGCGGAAUGGACCCAAGGGUUCAGAGGAGAAGCGGUAUAACGUGGCGAGAGUGGAUAUUCACGGAAAACGUAGAGAAUUUUUCGCGCCAACCAUUCCCGACUCAAACGAUGAUGGAGCGAUGCCGGACAGGACUCUUGCUCUCGAUUGGGUAUACGGCUACAGAGGUAAAGACUCCCGGAAUAACCUUUUCGUCAUCACCACUGGUGAGACCUUGUACUUUGUCUCAAACAUUGCUGUGAUAUAUGAUAAGAGGAGGGACAGGCAGCGCCACUAUACGGAACACACAGAGGAAAUCUCGUGUAUGGCCUUGCACCCGUCCCAACCAUUGGUAGCGACAGGCCAGAUUGGUGGUAAGAACAAGGAUGCCCCAGCACACGUCAGAAUUUGGGACCAUCGGACCCUCGCAAACUUUGCUAUCAUUGGCAUGGGCGUCUUUGUCAAAGGAAUAACCUGUCUAUCAUUCUCAAAGGAGAAUGAUGGGGAAUAUCUUCUGGCGGUGGACCAGAGCAACAAACACGUGAUGACCGUUUGGCAAUGGGAGAAGGAAGCGUGUAUUGCCAAGACAACGAUCUACCCCUAUCCGCUUUCGUUUGGAGUGAAACCUUAUCGUGAAACAACCGUUGGAACAGUGAUAGGCGCCCAGUUCCACCCACAGGACGACUCCGUGAUCGUCUCAUUCGGAAAGCAACACAUCUCUUUCUGGAAGAUCUUCUGGGAGGAAGCGAACGAUGAUAGGGAGGAACAUCCAAAUGGUAGGAUACUCAGGGACAAGAAAAGCGGAAUUUUCGAGGACGAGGUGCCAAAAUACGUCACAGCGCUGGCCUUCAACGAGAACGGUGAUGUCAUUACCGGCGACUCCACCGGAAGUCUGAUAGUGUGGUCAAGGGACUACGAGAACGCCUAUACCCGAAACCACUCCUUUUCGAUGGAUCUAAAGCAUUGCCAUCAGAAAACGGUGCUAUGUCUGACUGUGAUGCCAGAUGGUACCCUCCUGACAGGGGGUGGAGCGGAGGUGAAGGCCUGGGACGGUAAUAACGGCUACAAGGUGCUCAAGGAGAGACUCAUUCCAGACACUCAGGGUUCCGUCCGUUCUAUCGUGGCCCAACAUUUCGAAGGUGCUGAUGGUCAGAUCUACAUCGGAACAACCAAAAACAUCAUUCUCGAAGGCUCCUUGCAGGAGAAGUUCACACCGCUCAUACAGGGUCACAGUGACGAGCUCUGGGCGAUGACCACCCACCCCUUUGAACAUUCCUUCUUCACUGCAAGCUACGACAUGCAAGUCAUCAAGUGGUCGACCCUGAAUCACAAGAUCAUCUGGAAGACGAAUAUAGAGAAACCCUGCCUCUGUGUUGCCAUCGACCCUAAGGGCAGCCUCGUAGCUGUUGGGACCACAGUGGGCCGAAUCAUAAUCAUGGACGCCAUGUCUGGCAUGCAUAUCAGUUCACUUCAGGUCAGCGUUGACCAGCUGGGAUGCAUGGCCUUUAAUCCAGACGGGAAUCUCUUGGCAGUUGGGUCACACGACCAUGGUGUCUAUGUGUUUGGCGUUCUGGAUGAGGGGCAGUGUCUCCGAAAGCAUAAAAGCGGAAUACUCACGGGUCACCGUAACUUUGUUACUCAACUAGACUGGUCUAGUGAUGGAAAGUACCUCCAGUCAGUCUCGGGCGAUUACGACUUAAGAUACUGGAACAUUGAAUCAAUGACCAGAGAAAGAUCCGGUAGCAAACUCUGUGACACAGACUGGCAUUCUCAGACUUGUGUCCUCGCCCACUGCACUUUAGGUGCUUGGUCCAACCUUGAGAAGGGAGAAGACAUCAACUGUGUGAGUCGCUCAACCUUCCGUGACUUGUUGGGCGUGGGCGAGAAUAGAGGCGUCAUCAAGCUUUACAAGUAUCCAAGCUCUGUGCACAAGGCUGAGUGUACUUCGAUCAAAGCGUACACGUCUCACGUUACAUCUGUCCGCUUUACAUUCGAUGACAGUUUCCUGAUAUCAACGGGAGGAACUGACGAUGCUAUCAUGCAAUGGUCAAUGGUUGAGACCUGAUCUGAACAAUACUCAAAACACUGGUGGUAAAACAGUUCAAACUCAAAGAAAACUGCCACUAACAAGUCCAGAAAUUGGUUUAAACCAUGUUUAUGGUAAAACUCCAACUUGGAGUCACUGGUACAUUGAUGUUUUGGUCAGAACCAGGUCUCCGUUCCACAAUUUAGCAUGGGCAACAUAACGAUUGGACUCAGGAUUAUGAUAGUAUUGUUGAUAAAGCUAUUGUGCAUGUACAUAGUCUUGACUCAAAUGACUUACUAAUCAAUUUUUAUGGGGGUUUAUGUCCUUUGCAUCAUGGUAGUUUUAAAUUCUUCCCAGGGUGUAGUCCAACAUUGUAAUGUAUGGCAGAAAUGCAAAUGGACAUUAUGGUUACAAAGCGGACCCUUUCAUUGUAUUACUGUGAUAUAUAAUUCCUUUUUUUACUUUCUACAUGUACGUUAUCAUCAAAUUUGGAAAUUUAGAAUUAGACUUAGAGAAUAGGACCAAGUACAUUUCUUCAGCCCUUCAGAGCCAGGACCAGGUCAAUCAAUUUAUGUUCAUAAGAAUGCUUAAGACACAAAUGAAAGUAAGGACAUUGUUUCACUGAAGAGCUAAAAACCAUGAAUUCAUUGUGCCAAAUAUUUGCUGUAAACCAUGAAAUGUAUCUUAGUGGAAUUACUAUUAUUAUUUAUCACUAAAACCAUUUUUAUAGUGCUUAAUGUUUUGAUGAACUCCUGUCUAUUUGACAAUAUAUUAAAACAUGCACACAUUAAUCAAUCCAUUAUUAAAUAACAUAACGAAGAAAUCAUCCAUACUUGCUAUUUGGCAUACAAACCUGAUUUGUAAGGAUGGAUUUCUAACAAGAUCUAUAAAAUAUUGUAAAUCUGUAUUUAUACUCAACCAGAUAAUGAGAUUUUCCAAGUUCUUCCAGUUUCGACACACAACAGAUGAUAGGGGUAAGAUGGUGGCACUAUGAUACAAUAAAUACUUAAAAAGUAGCCAGAAUUCUACUGUAUGUGACAUAUUUAUUUUUGCAUAAUAUUAGUUAUCAAGUAGGUUUAGGUCUCACCCAAGUCAAAAAAUAUGUCACCUUUCAAAGAAUCAUUAAAGUAAGACAUUGUAUUACUGAAAACUGCAAAAGCUUUGCGUGUUUAUUUCUGCGAUAAAAGCAAUAAAAGCCAAACAUUAACAAACAAAUUAACUGAAAAUACAAAAUAUCAUAGUCACACUUCCAGCAAUAUUGAGUGAAGAGUGACAAAAUACCUGGUUUAUAGCAUGCUUAAAACUAUAGAAAAUGACACUUUUUGUCAGUUUCUACAGUACAGUGAAAAUGGGUGCAUACACAGGCAAAUAUGAAAUAUGGUCAGGAUAAAUUUCAGUUCUUAUGAUUAUUUAUCAGAAUUGAUGAGGAACUCUGAGAUAUUUUGCAGCAAAGAAUCUUCUUCUGUAUGCAUCCAGAACGAAUCAAACAUCUGCAACUGGAUGCAGCCAAAACAAAAUCAAACAUCUGCUGCUGCAUGUAGCCAAACGAAAUCCGCAUUUGGUUAAUUUGCCUGUGAAUACACGUGUCGCAGAACAGAACUAUCUUCAAAGAACUUAUUUACCUUCCAUAAAUUCACUGCAUCUGAAAAUAUUCUCAUUGCUGUUUUCAUCUCAAUAAUGGGAUAAGUUAACAAUACAUUCGAUUUUGUAUGAAAUAGUUAUAAUUUACGAUAUAGAUUUUCUUCUGUUUUCGUUUUUUCCAACUGUGAUAUAGUUGCAGAUAUCAAAAUCAUAGAAGUCUGUACAAAAGCUUCACCUUAGGGUAAGAUUUACCAUAGUUACAUGUACUGGUUAGAAUAGUAACAGUUUUGGCCAUUUUGUACAGGCAAAUCUUUCUACAUUCCAAGUCCACUCUUACAUCGUAAGUUCUAUAUUUUUACUGAACAAAAUUUUGUACGAUUGUUAAUAAAAGUCUAUUGCCAGUUAAA